Phytophthora sojae is the source of this 393-nucleotide messenger RNA. RefSeq lists its product as hypothetical. The transcript has a single exon. The annotation marks the transcript as partial. NCBI's taxonomy places the organism in Eukaryota, Oomycota, Peronosporomycetes, Peronosporales, Peronosporaceae. The record is from RefSeq and is a predicted model, not a curated record.
ACACCGCUUGGAGCGUUUCUACGGUUCGUGACGCCCCAACUUCUGAAGAAAAUUGCUGGAACCAGCAAUGACUACUUUGAAGAAAAUCUGGACGCGCGCGUGCAAGCACAACAUGCCAAGCAGCAAGCCCGACAGCAGAAGAAGCCGGGCUUUCAGCCUCAAACACCUGAACAAAUCAAGACAAACUUGCAAAAAACUCCUGAAAUUUUGGGCAGAGACUUGUGCAUCUUUAUUGGACUUCUUAUUGCGCGGACAAUUGCUCCUAACGGGGAGAAAUUCGCCAAUCAUUGGAAGACGACGGACGAGGGGGCCAUCCCACGCGGCUGCUUUGGCCAGUACAUGACGCGGGAUCAAUUCGACCACGUUUCGCGCAAUCUUCACUUCAGCAACUCU